Puccinia triticina is the source of this 303-nucleotide messenger RNA. RefSeq lists its product as uncharacterized. The coding region runs from base 1 to 303 and encodes 100 amino acids. The transcript is spliced from 2 exons. The record is from RefSeq and is a predicted model, not a curated record. Lineage: Eukaryota; Fungi; Basidiomycota; Pucciniomycetes; Pucciniales; Pucciniaceae.
AUGGGAUUCUCAGCCGUUCAGGCCAUCCCAUUGUCCUGGGUGGGUGUGGCAUGGGCCUGGAACUUGAUCUGGUUCCUCCCUGUGGACCUAAUCAAAUUUGCCACUCGAGCUGUACUCAAGAAGUACCGAUCUCGCCAAGUCAAACCUGCGGUGGCCAAACUAACUCUGACAGCCCGUCAAUCUACCACCGGGUCCCUCUACAACAACAGAAUGAGUUUCAUUCAACGGGCCAAACAGUUGCAAAACCUGCAAAGAUCCGUUCUCGGCCAAGUUUGCACAAACGAGCACAAUUUACGCAGGUGA